AUGGCUUCUAUGAGUCAUAAAAGAGCCACUUUGACUUCACUUCCCUCUGUCCUCUAUGUCUCCAUCUUUAUCUGUGUUAUUCUUUCUGGCUCUGUUGAAUCUCAUUCUCAUUCUUCUUCUUUGUCAAGCUUUCAUGGAAAUGCAGAAAAUGAUGGAGAAGCUGUUGGCCAUGGCUACACUGUUCAAAAUGUGAGCAGUGAUUCCUCAAAUAAAUCCUUGAGCGCUACUCUUAAUCUCAUCAAUUCCUCCUCUGUUAAUGGACCUGACAUUCCUCAUCUUGGCCUUACUGUCAGCUUUGAGACCCAAGAUCGCUUGAGAGUGAGAAUCACGGACGCUUCGAACCAAAGAUGGGAAAUCCCUCAAGAAUUGAUUCCUCGUCAAUCUCACUCUCCUCAGAAUCUAUCUUCGCUUCCCUCACAACUACAAUUUUCAGUCACCGAUCCCAACUCAGACCUCAUCUUCACCCUCCAUAACACCACUCCUUUUGGCUUCACGAUCGCUCGCAAAUCCUCCAACAAUACCAUUUUCGACACUUCUCCAAACCCUGAAAAUUCAUCGACAUUUGUCGUCUUCAAGGACCAGUACCUUCAGAUUUCUUCCUCGUUGCCCAUAAACGGGUCCUCUUUGUACGGUCUUGGAGAGCACACGAAGAAUACCUUCAAGCUCCUACCCAGUCAAACCCUUACAUUGUGGAAUGCCGACAUUGCUAGCUCCAAUCUUAAUCAAAACCUUUAUGGGUCUCACCCGUUUUACAUGGAUGUUCGUUCUCCCUCUUCUGAUGGACAAGUCAAGGCUGGGACCACUCAUGGGGUUUUGCUGCUCAACAGUAAUGGAAUGGACAUAAUCUAUGAUGGUGAUCGUAUCACCUACAAAAUCAUCGGAGGGAUUCUUGACCUUUACUUUUUCGCCGGACCCACGCCGGAGUUGGUGAUGGAGCAGUAUACAGAACUCAUUGGCCGCCCUGCUCCGAUGCCGUACUGGUCCUUUGGCUUUCAUCAAUGUCGCUAUGGCUACAUGAAUGUGAGUGAUCUUGAGUUUGUCGUUGCUAAUUAUACAAAGACAGGCAUACCUCUCGAAGUAAUGUGGACAGAUAUUGAUUACAUGGAAGCUUAUAAGGAUUUCACAUUUGAUCCCAUCAACUUUCCAUUAGAUAAGAUGAAAACUUUUGUUGACACUCUUCACAAAAAUGGUCAGAAAUAUGUUGUAAUCGUGGAUCCAGGUAUUGGUGUAAAUGAGACAUAUGAAACCUACAAAAGAGGUUUGAAGGAUGAUAUCUACAUAAAGCGCAAUGGAACCAAUUAUUUAGGUCAAGUGUGGCCUGGACAAGUUUUCUUCCCUGACUUUUUUAAUCCACGCAGUGAUGCAUUUUGGGAAGGGGAAAUCAAAACAUUUCUUGACCUUCUUCCUGUUGAUGGUCUUUGGCUUGAUAUGAAUGAGAUAGCCAAUUUCAUCACUUCACCUCCCAUUGAUUCUUCUAAUCUUGACAACCCUCCUUACAAGAUUAACAAUGGUCGAUCCAUAAAUGAGAGGACUGCUCCAGCAACAUGUUUGCACCAUGGAAACAUCACUGAGUAUGAUGCCCACAACUUGUUUGGACUCUUAGAGUCCAGAGCAACUAAUAAGGCUUUAACAAAUAUAACUGGGAAAAGGCCAUUCAUUCUCAGUAGAUCAACUUUUGUCAGCUCGGGCAAGUAUGCAGCCCACUGGACAGGAGAUAAUGGUGCUUCGUGGAAUGAUUUGGCAUACUCAAUACCAUCCAUCUUAAAUUUUGGAAUCUUUGGAAUCCCAAUGGUAGGAGCAGAUAUCUGUGGUUUCAAAGGAAGUACAAACGAAGAACUUUGUCGCCGCUGGAUCCAGUUAGGGGCAUUUUACCCCUUUGCCAGAGAUCAUUCAGACAAAAGUUCAAAUCGUCAAGAGCUCUAUCUUUGGGAUUCAGUUGCUGCAUCAGCUAAAAAAGUGCUUGGUCUUCGUUAUCGCCUUCUCCCUUACUUCUACACAUUAAUGUACGAAGCACAUGUGAGCGGGAUACCCAUUGCACGACCCCUUUUCUUUUCAUUCCCAGAGGAUGUGGCAACCUAUGAAAUAAACACACAAUUUUUACUUGGUAAAGGGGUGCUGGUGUCACCUGUUGUAACAUCAGGAGCAACCACUGUCGAAGCUUAUUUCCCGGCGGGAAAUUGGUUCAACCUCUUCAAUAUCUCAAACUCAUCAGUGACCGUGGAAACAGGAAAGAAUGUGACACUUGAUGCCCCGCCCGAUCUCAUAAACGUUCAUGUUCAUGAAGGUAGCAUUUUGGCUAUGCAAGGUGAAGCCAAUACAACCGAUGCUGCACGAAAGACGCCCUUCGAGCUUUUGGUUGUUGUUGGUAGCAGCAGAAACAGUUCAGGGCAAGUAUAUUUGGAUGAUGGAGAGUCACUUGACAUGGGAGGAGGGAAUGGAAAUUGGACACUGGUAAGAUUCAAUGGUGCUUUGUCCAAUAACAAUAGUGUUUUUGUUGCAUCUGAAGUCACUAAUGGGAGCUUUGCUCUGGAGCAAAAGUGGAUUAUAAAUAAAGUAACUUUCGUAGGGAUACCUAGUGGUAAUGAGACUUUGAACACUAGGAAUUGGGAUAACAAAAAGCUGCGCAUUGUGAAGGAAGCAAGCACAGAGGAAAAAGCAGUUGUGAAGAUAUUAGACAGUUCCAAUCAGUUUGUUACUAUUGAAGUUUCAAACUUGACUCUGCCUAUUGGAAAGGCAUUCAAGGUGGAACAUGAGAUCCCUUGAAGGGCAUUGUAUCCAUAAAAUCCACUUUUAGGUUACACCAUAAGGUUCUUAUUUUGUGUUCUUUUGCUUUCAGAAAGAAUAAUAAUGGAUGACGAGUUAGAUGUUCUACUUAUCUUUUACUAUAAAUAAUAAUAAAUGUGGGUCAGGCAU
Molecule: messenger RNA, 2913 nt
Organism: Prosopis cineraria
Lineage: Eukaryota; Viridiplantae; Streptophyta; Magnoliopsida; Fabales; Fabaceae
Product: alpha-glucosidase-like
Exons: 5
Coding region: 1-2763 (920 amino acids)
Biological process (GO): carbohydrate metabolic process
Molecular function (GO): hydrolase activity, hydrolyzing O-glycosyl compounds; carbohydrate binding
Source: RefSeq, a predicted model, not a curated record